AUUCAACUUUUGCUUUAGCUUUCGUAGUAUUUUCGUCACGGGGCAAAGCGCACAGCUCACUCUCGCGAUUUCCCGGCGGGGAAUUGUCUAGUUUAUAUUACGACCGUACUUUAAUUGCAAACGCAGAUAAGUAGUUUUAAGAGUCCUCAUCGAGCGCAAUCCUGGGACGUCAUCGCUAUAUUUGGCUCCACCCUCCGCGUGCCAGUAAAAAGGGGACGAACUGCGUCAUGUUAGAUGAAGAACCGAAAACGACCGUUCGAGGCAGAUUCGUGUCCUGACUUCAUCUUCAAAACGCCAGAGAAGAGAGCGUCAGUGGACCAACUGCAGGACUCGGACUACAUGCGAUGGGGUGUGGACGAAACUUGCCAGUACCUGCGAAGAGAAAGUCUCGGAGAAUGGGAAGCAACAUUUAGAGCUCAAAAAAUGACAGGUAUCGGGCUGCGGUAUCUCAACGAUGCUGAACUGGAGAAGAUUGGCAUAGAGUGCCUUGGUGACCGUCUGCGUAUCCUGCACAGCCUCAGGAAGCUGUGGCAGAUACAAGCAGAUCCACAUAAGGUGUUUAAUGAUCCCAUCCACGGGCACUUGGAGUUACACCCCCUUCUUAUCAAAAUCAUCGACACGCCUCAGUUCCAGAGACUUAGAAACCUCAAGCAGCUCGGUGGGACCUACUAUGUUUUUCCUGGAGCAUCCCACAACCGCUUUGAGCACUGCAUCGGGGUGGGUCACUUGGCAGGAAGACUUGUCCAAGCUCUGAAUGAUAAGCAGCCAGAACUCCUCAUCUCUCGCAGAGACAUCCUGUGUGUUCAGAUAGCUGGGCUCUGCCAUGACCUGGGACAUGGCCCAUUCUCCCAUAUGUUUGAUGGGUUGUUCAUCCCCAAAGCACGUCCUGGACUUAAGUGGAAACAUGAGAUGGCCUCUCUAGCCAUGUUUGACUACCUGGUGAAUGACAAUGACCUGAAGCCGGUGAUGGAGCAGCACGGCCUGGUGCUGCCUGAAGACCUGGACUUCAUCAAGGAACAGAUUGCUGGACCCCUGGACACUAAUGCAGCUAAAGGCCAGAAGAAGCCUGGCUCCAGUUCUUGGCCCUAUAAAGGCCGCCCAGAAGACAAGUCCUUCCUUUAUGAAAUUGUAGCCAACAAAAGAAAUGGCAUUGACGUGGACAAGUGGGACUACUUUGCCAGGGACUGCUACCACCUGGGCAUCCAGAACAACUUUGAUUAUCGCCGCUUCCUGAAGUUUGCCAGGGUGUGCGAGGUGGACGGGCAGAAGCACAUCUGCACUAGAGACAAGGAGGUGGGCAAUCUGUAUGACAUGUUCCACACAAGGAACUGUCUUCACAAAAGAGCCUACCAGCACAAAGUGGGCAGCAUCAUAGAGAUGAUGAUCACAGAGGCCUUUUUAAAAGCAGACAAGCACAUCAAGAUUGAAGGCUCAGAAGGGAAGAUGUUCACUCUCUCUACAGCCAUAGAUGACAUGGUGGCCUACACCAAGCUGACAGAUCAAGUAUUCGAACAAAUACUGAACUCCUCCUCCGACGAGCUGGCUGAGGCAAGACGUCUUCUACGCAACAUCAUCUGUCGACGCCUCUACAAGUGUUUGGGCCAAACCCAGGCAGACAAACCCAUGACUGUCACCCAGGAGAAUCUUCGCACCUGGGAGGAAGAGUUGGCUCAGUGCAGCUUCGAUGGUGAUGAUGCCAGUCUGCAGCCAGAGGACUUUGUAACUAAUGUCAUAUAUAUGGACUAUGGGAUGAAGGAAAAGAACCCCAUCAACAAUGUGCAUUUCUAUUGUAAGGACGACCCAAACAAAGCAAUCCAGAUUCGGAAGAACCAGGUGUCCAAACUUCUUCCAGAGCAGUUUGCUGAGCAGCUGAUCAGGGUCUACUGCAAGAAGACUGAUCACAGGAGUUUGGAGGCAGCCAAGAAGCACUUUGUGAAGUGGUGCAUGGACAAGAACUUCUCAAAGCCUCAGGAUGGCGACAUAAUAGCCCCUGAGCUGACUCCUCUGAAAAAAAGCUGGUCAAACAACAACGACGGCGAGGAUGGUGGAGAAGGCAGUUCCGGAGAAGUAAAGUACUCUGCUUUAAAUGGACCAAAGAAAGCCAAGAAACUAGAUUUUUAAGCAAGGGAAAAAGUGGGGAUUAUCCCUCUGUUACACAUUUGGGAGAUGAGACAGGGUUGAGUGGUGAUUAUAUUUUUCUAAGAAGUGAGUGUGUUGAUGAGUACAGCGAAGAUUAAAAUCAUUGACUCUAUUGAAUCAAGUUUUACACCAAAAAGAAAUAAUUUCAAUAAAGAGGACUCAUGAUUGCAGGACAAGAUUCAGGGCCUUCUCUCAGGGUUUUUACAGACAUAGAUCCCACAUCAGUUUUAUAUACUUUUAGUUUAAUCAUUUUAAUCAGGUUUUCAUUUUGGACUCUCUUUUACAUUUGGAGCUGCACCCAAUUUUUGAUUUCAAUUUAUUGUUUGACACCAUGUGCUAUGCAACAGCUUCUACCCUGUUUUUGCAUCAUGAACAAUAAAUAAUGUUUACAAUGUUUUACUCUGAAUGUGCACAUAUUGCAGGUAGGUGUGUUUUUACAGCUGGUGAGUUUCAGGGUUUUCUUUUAUUCAGCUUAUAAGGGAAGUGCAUCAACUGGAGUAACUCUACAUAAAUAGAAAAACCCAAAGUUUCUGACAUUUAAAGUGGGCUUUUUUUAAAACUUGAAAUUUGAUUUGAUCUUCCUUUGAAUGUAUUUAUUUUAUUAUUUCUGGUGUGUUUUGUAAAACUUUAUUUAUUGUUGUAGCUCAGCUGGAACCGUGGGGGAGUUCUCACGUUUAUAGACCUGUGCAACAUUUUAAUGACAGUUAAAAUGUGUUGUAAAAGGUGUCCUCUCACCAAAAUAGAAAAAAGCAUGCCUCAUCAAACUUGCCUCACUUGUUUUGUUUUGCGUGGUUGUAUAGAAAUAUAUUUUUGAAAGAAUGUAAACAGAAGGCCACCAGCGGGUUUGAGCUUAUCCUGUACAUGCUUAUCCCACUGAGGGGGGUUGAAAACAGUUUGAAAAUAAAACUCUUUGUCUCA
Acanthopagrus latus (yellowfin seabream) is the source of this 3057-nucleotide messenger RNA. It is a transcript of the gene samhd1a, whose product is annotated as SAM domain and HD domain 1. The record is from RefSeq and is a predicted model, not a curated record. The coding region runs from base 235 to 2121 and encodes 628 amino acids. Gene Ontology annotation, molecular function: dGTPase activity; protein binding. The transcript has 17 exons. Gene Ontology annotation, biological process: regulation of innate immune response; dGTP catabolic process; defense response to virus. Lineage: Eukaryota; Metazoa; Chordata; Actinopteri; Spariformes; Sparidae. Gene Ontology annotation, cellular component: nucleus.